Messenger RNA from Punctularia strigosozonata HHB-11173 SS5, 1007 nucleotides. RefSeq lists its product as uncharacterized. The record is from RefSeq and is a predicted model, not a curated record. Gene Ontology annotation, cellular component: cytosolic large ribosomal subunit. Gene Ontology annotation, biological process: cytoplasmic translation. Bases 249 to 701 code for a protein of 150 amino acids. Gene Ontology annotation, molecular function: structural constituent of ribosome; mRNA binding. Lineage: Eukaryota; Fungi; Basidiomycota; Agaricomycetes; Corticiales; Punctulariaceae. The transcript has 4 exons.
GUGAGCUUGCAGCAACAAAUUUACGACCCUCUAGACGGCUCGGGCGUGCUGUACUGGCUGCUAUCUGUCGGAUGACACCCGUUUCGUCUCUCGUUCUGGUCGGAAUGUGAUGGAUGGGAUAACUUGUGUUCAGAUGUCAUCCUCUGGCUUGCGUCUUGAUCUGGCUCAAUUUCUUGAUCUGUUCUGCGUCUGCUAUGGGAUUACGGCUCGGUGCUAAUGACUUGCUUGGGAUGCUCUGUUGUGUUUAGAUGAAGGUCGAGAUCGACUCUUUCUCCGGUUACAAGAUUUACCCCAGCAAGGGCAAGCUGUUCGUUCGUGGCGACAGCAAGAUCUUCCGCUUCGCCACCUCGAAAAAUGAGUCGCUCUUCCACCAGCGCAAGAACCCGCGCAAGAUCGCCUGGACGCAGGUCUACAGGCGGAUGCACAAGAAGGGUCUGACGGAGGAGACGGUGAAGAAGCGGUCACGCAAGACCGUCAAGCACCAGCGCGGCAUCGUCGGCGCCGACCUCGCGGCCAUCGCGGCCAAGCGCAACCAAACCUCGCAGGCCCGGCUCGCGCUGCGCCAGGCUGCGAUCGCCAAGGCGAAGACCGAGAAGAAGGAGAAGGAGUCGAAGAAGGAGAAGACCAAGGCUCCCCGGACAACCACCACCGCGCCCAAGAUCUCGAAACAGCAGAUGAAGGGUGGCAAGGGCGGUCGUUAAGACCGGUCGCGUGGACUACGCUUGUUGUAUGGCUCAUGCUCUCGAUUAUCGCAUCAUCUCCGUGGCACAAUGUAUGGCAUUGCAUGCACCUCCUACGGGCGCGUGCGUCUGGGGCAAAAUUUGGGGCGGUUGCUAUGAGAGAGCCCGUAUUGCAGGUCCUUCCAGUCUCGUGGAGAAUCCCGCGAUGAAUCGGAUGAACUUUAUCGACGGAAUACCUCAGUGGUCGCGGUCACUUCCUUAUGCUGUCCGUUUGCGAAUAGCCUAUUGAACGCCGGUUGCCAACACCAGUCCAAAUAUCAAACCAAC